AUGUUCGAGAAAAAGUUCAACAUUGAAGUACAAACUUUACAGCCUUUACGUGAGUUUCUUGCACAACUGAAAGAAGAAGGUAGUCAGCCACAACUUAUAGACUUUCAUUAUGAAUUUAAUGAAAAUGAAGAUGGAACACAUGACUGUCAAUUCAUUGUAUUCUCACCAUUCAAUGAAGUCGCUAAAGAGAAAGAAAAUCCAUUACGUAUAAGAUUUCAAAUCUCUGAACCAAGUGAUGAUUUCAAGAAUGUUUUCAAUUAUGAUGCAAUGCUUCCGAGGAAAAAUGAAUUUUCAAAGAUUGUAACACCUGGCAUUUGGGAUAGAAAGCAAGCUAUUCUUUUCUCUAAUAUAGCCAAAGGCGUUGAAAAUGAGUUCAUUGGUCAUACAAGAACUUCACCACUUCCUAACCCUAAAUACUAUAAAUUAACUGGCUUCAAUCGUGAGUUUUGGAUAGACAUGUUCUCCACUCAUGACCAUAACUGCCCAGUGUUCUUACCUCCAGACCAUAAGGACUGUCUCUACAUUGAAGCACAACUCUUAAACUCUACCAUCGCAGUAUUGUAA
Molecule: messenger RNA, 564 nt
Organism: Trichomonas vaginalis G3
Lineage: Eukaryota; Parabasalia; Trichomonadida; Trichomonadidae
Exons: 1
Coding region: 1-564 (187 amino acids)
Source: RefSeq, a predicted model, not a curated record